AAGUUGCUUAAUUAGUUUAGUUUAAUUAGAUUCUCUUUCCUCAAAUUCAUUAUUGUUAAACUUUGAAGGUUUAUCCUGGGAAAUGAGGUGGUGGUGUUGAGGCUGAUAUGAUGGCUGCCAAUGAACUCAAUGCUCAUGCAUUCCUCCAGAGCAGUCCAAGAGGUAUAUGUAAGAAUAUCCUAUUACUUCUUGGUCGAUUUGAGACAAAAACUGGGGAGAAGUGGCUUGCUUUUCGUAAUGAUGGAAAGUAUAAUGCGGCAGAUUAUGCAAAAAUUACAAGUGAGCAAAUAUCAAGAACUCGCUCUCUCGGAGAAAAGUCACUUGGUCCUUCUGAGCAGAAUCAAACAAUUAAAAGCAGAAGGCAUUUUGUUGUUAAGAUACUCCAAGGUGCCAUGAGUGGAUUAGCCUACAUGCAUCAUCACGAUAGAUUGCAUCAGAGUCUUGGACCAGCUUCUGUUGUUCUCAAUACCAUAAUAGAGAGUGAUGCUCCUUACUUAGUAUCAAGAGUUCGGGAUCUAGCCUUUUCUGUUGACAUCAGGUUUUCAAAUUUGGAAGAAGAUCCAGGAAGACUUGCGGAGGGACUUUGGAGGAGAGCAUUUGCUGCUGGUGCCAUCACACCUAUGGAGAAAAGAGCCUUUGGAAUUGCAGAUGAUAUAUACGAAGCAGGUCUUCUUUUUGCAUACUUGGCUUUUGUUCCAUUUUGUGAAGCAGGAACCAUGGAUAGCCUUUCUUUGCAACGGCUUUUGGAAAGCACCUUCCAACUUGAUGUCAUGGCUACAAGAGAGUAUUGUUUAGCUGAUGACCGCUUGCUAGAAGCUGUCAAAUUUCUGGAUCUCAGUAAUGGUGCUGGUUGGGACCUGCUUCAGGCAAUGCUGAAUCCUGACUUUAGAAAACGGCCAAUUGCAGAAUCUGUUCUCAAUCAUCGAUUCCUGACUGCUGCUGUUCAUAGUUCCAAAGAUUGAACCAACAUAACAUGAUUAACAUCUUUUUGUCAGCACAUGUUUCUUUGAGUGAGUUCAAAUUUUAUUUAAGAACUAUUUCUUUUCUUCGUUGGAGGACUAACUCUUCAGAAUGUAUAAUUACUUAACCGCAAAUCUCUUCUAGAGUUGUUUCAGGAUACCGAAUUGCUAUAUU
This is a messenger RNA of Rubroshorea leprosula, 1134 nucleotides long. Lineage: Eukaryota; Viridiplantae; Streptophyta; Magnoliopsida; Malvales; Dipterocarpaceae. The record is from the annotation of a GenBank genome assembly.